AGGAGACAAGGAGGACAGGAGAAGAGAAUCAAGUGAGUGGGGGGAGAGAGAUAGUGAUUGAGCCUGGAGUGAGAACGAGAAUGAGAGCAUGAUGGGGGUGGGAGAAGAGAGAAGGACAGAGAAAGAGUGGGAGGAGGGGAAGGAGGAGGAGGGGAAGGAGGCGGAGGAGGAGGAGGGAAAAUGAGUCUGGCUGUAGUCCGUGUUAGCAGCAGGGGAGGUGCGGGAAUCAGCAGGGGAGAGGGAGGAUCAGUGAGUGGCACGUGGAGAGGCAGUGUUUCAUGAAGCCCAGGAGAGACACAGAGCCUCCCACUGAAACACAGACGGAGAGAGAGAAAGCGACAGAAAAAAAACAGACAUUGUGAAAUACACAGAAAGAGAAAGGGAGGGAAAGUGAAAGACAGAUAUACAGUAAGAGAGGUAGAGAAAGAGACAGAAAGAGAGAGACAAGGAGGAAGUACAGAAAGAGUGAGGGGGGGGAGAAUAUAUUGCCUGCGGAAGGAGAACAACACAGAAAAAGACAGGAGGAGGGACAGAGAGAGAGAGAGAGAGAGAGAGAGAGAGAGCUUCUUUCUCAUUAGCCGGGGUAAAUCGUGCCUGCAGCUCUCCAACAGCGGCACAUGAUAGCUGACACACACACACACACACACACACAUUGACACACUCAUGCAGACGCACACACACCCUCACACUCGUUCUCACUCACACACUUCUGACUUUCUGGAAUGCGUUUGCUGUCUGAGAGAGUGGCGGGGCCAGGCAGCCAGAACUGAUUCACCGUUGCUCGGUGUUAACAGAAAAUAGAAAGCUUCACUCGGCAGCUUCAUAGGGGCAGUGGCAACUUACCACACACACACACACACACACACACACACACACACACACACACACACCCCAUUCAGGGCUUCCAAGUAUCCCUGAGAGGCAGAGGGCAGUGCUGGACGGAUGGUCGUGCUGCGAAAAGGAUCUCUCCUCUCCUCUGGUGAUGAUGAUGAGAGAAACACAGACCAGGCGGAUCAAGUUGGAUCACUGACACUUGGAGAGCGGGCUGACAGAGUGUGCGUGCGUACGACCUAGUGCUUUUGAGUGUGUGUGUGUGCACACACGCGUGUGUAUGACAGAGAGCUUGGACGUCGGUGUGAUGAUGCUGCCGAUCGUUUUACUCCUGCUUGUUGCCUCGGGAUGGAACCCGACACAGGCGACAAAGAGCGUCCACCCCAGGCUACGACUCACCUACAAAGAGCUAUGUGAAAUGAACAGAACAUGGGUGUUCCAGGCCCCUGACGGAACCCUGCAGAAGCCCACCAUGCUGCUGGACGAGUCCAAGGAGAGGCUCUUCAUUGGGGGCAGAAAUGUCCUCUUCUCUCUCAGCCUGGAGAGGGUCAAUGUCAACCACAGCGAGAUCCAUUGGGCCGUGUCUGAUGAUCAAGUGGAGGUGUGCUUGAAGAAGGGACGGGAGAAGUCGGAGUGUGCCAACUACAUAAAACUGGUGCAGCAGUACGACGACACCCACCUGCUGGCCUGCGGGACUGGAGCUUUUAACCCUAUGUGCACCCACUUGAAGAAAGGACACUGGAACGAGGAUGUGGAUGUGGAAACAACAGAGAGUGGCAGAGGACGAAGCCCGUAUGACCCUAACAGCCCCAUCACCGCCACCAGCUCCCGGGGACAGCUCUACGUUGGCCUGUACACCGAUUACUUCGAGAAUGAUGCAGCCAUGUGUCGCCUGGGCAACCAAAGUUACACGAGGACAGAGACUUAUGACCGACAACAAAUGAAUGAACCAAAGUUUAUUGGCUCAGCCGUGAUUCCGGACAAUGACGACCCGGCGGACGAUAAGGUGUACUUCUUCUUCACGGAGCGGGUGUCUGACGUGGAGGGAGGGGGCAAGGCUGUGCACACCAGAGUGGCCCGAGUCUGUGCUAAUGAUGAGGGGGGCCAGAGGAUGCAGGUGAAAAGGUGGAGUUCUUUCCUGAAAACGCGUCUCAUCUGCUCCGUCUCAGGACCCAAUGGCAUCGACACUCAUUUCGAUGAGCUCGAGGAUGUGUUUGUUCUGACGAAAAAGGAUAACAAGAAUCCAGAGAUUUUUGGGCUGUUCAGUACCACAAGUAAUGUGUUUAAGGGCUAUGCGGUAUGCGUGUACAGUAUGGAGGACAUCCGGGCGGCCUUCAACGGGCCCUUUGCCCACCGUGAGCAGGCUGGGCACCACUGGACCAUGUACGAGGGCAAAGUGCCUUUCCCUAGGCCUGGAUCGUGUGCCAGUAAGAUAAAUGGAGGGCAGUUCUCCAGUUCUAAGGACUUUCCAGACGAGGUUCUGCGUUUUGUGCGUACCCACCCACUGAUGUUUAACGCGGUGCGGCCUCGUCAGGACCGGCCCAUCCUGCUGGAGACCGGCGGCCGCAACUUCACCCAGCUGGCCGUGGACCAUGUGGAGGCAGAGGACGGACACUAUAACGUGCUCUACAUCGGCACUGAUAAAUCUGUUGUGCUGAAAUACAUCACUAUCUACAACAAAGAGUCUGACACCAUGGAGGAGGUGCUCCUGGAGGAGCUGCAAGUGUUUAAAGAGCUGGUGCCAGUGACGGAGAUCUUGAUCUCCACUAAAAGGCAACAGCUGUACGUGGGGUCGGAGGUCGGCGUGGCACAGACGCGCCUGCACCAGUGUGACCUUUACGGCUCAGCGUGUGCGGACUGCUGCCUGGCACGUGACCCCUACUGUGCCUGGGAUGGGGUCACCUGCUCACGAUACUACCCUGCUGGUCACUACACCAAGAGCCGGCGAUUCAGGAGGCAGGACAUCAAACAUGGCAAUGCUGUUCAGCAGUGUAAUGGGCUUCAGAUCACUGAGGACCACAGAGGCAGAGCUGCGGAGAAGCUGGUAUAUGGGGUGGAGAAUAACAGCACUCUGCUGGAGUGCAGCCCCAGAUCCCUGCAGGCCAGACUCCUUUGGUUUCUGCUGAGAGGAACUGACAUGGAGGAGAUCCCUGGGGAUGAGCGGGUGGUGAGGACCAGCCACGGGCUCCUGUUCCUGCGUGUGCGCAGGGCCGACGCCGGCACCUACCUCUGCCAGUCGGUGGAGCACGGCUUCGUGCAGCCGCUGGCCCGCAUCACCCUGGAGGUGCUGGAGGAGGAGCGUCUGGAGGGGCUCUUGCACAGAGGAGGCGGCGGCGGCGAAGGGAAAGAGGAGAGGGAGGAUGUGAGCGACGGCGGUGGCCCUAUGUACAGGUCAUCCGCGGCCCUGCCCUGUCCCUUCCCCAGCCUCCCCAGCCUCCCCACGGGGCCGGCCACCUCCAAGCUGUGGUACAAGGAGUUUCUCCAGCUCAUCGGCUACAGCAACUUCCAGCGCGUGGAGCAGUACUGCGAGCGCGUGUGGUGCUCGGCCUCGGACAAGAAGAAGAAGAAGAUGAAGGCGCUGGCACCCAAGUGGAGGUUCCCCCAGGGUGCCGAGCGGCGUGCGAAACAGCGGGCACCGCGGCACACUCCAGAUUAGAGUGAUUUAAAAGCAAAGGGAGGCCGAGAAGGAG
Messenger RNA from Clupea harengus (Atlantic herring), 3521 nucleotides. It is a transcript of the gene sema3e, whose product is annotated as sema domain, immunoglobulin domain (Ig), short basic domain, secreted, (semaphorin) 3E. The record is from RefSeq and is a predicted model, not a curated record. Gene Ontology annotation, molecular function: semaphorin receptor binding; chemorepellent activity. Lineage: Eukaryota; Metazoa; Chordata; Actinopteri; Clupeiformes; Clupeidae. Gene Ontology annotation, cellular component: plasma membrane. Gene Ontology annotation, biological process: positive regulation of cell migration; semaphorin-plexin signaling pathway; axon guidance.